Salvia miltiorrhiza (redroot sage) is the source of this 1135-nucleotide messenger RNA. RefSeq names its product bidirectional sugar transporter SWEET14-like. Gene Ontology annotation, biological process: carbohydrate transport. Gene Ontology annotation, cellular component: membrane. Bases 82 to 915 code for a protein of 277 amino acids. NCBI's taxonomy places the organism in Eukaryota, Viridiplantae, Streptophyta, Magnoliopsida, Lamiales, Lamiaceae. The record is from RefSeq and is a predicted model, not a curated record. Gene Ontology annotation, molecular function: sugar transmembrane transporter activity. The transcript is spliced from 6 exons.
UCCACAACCAUUUUCACUCACCAACUAAUUCUUCUCAUUUCUCAUACAAAGCAUACAGAGCUACUCCUCCAUCUCUUGGAAAUGGCUCACUUGGCUUUUGUUUUUGGCCUUUUAGGCAACAUCGUGUCAUUCAUGGUAUUCCUUGCCCCAAUUCCAACAUUUUACCAAAUCUACAAGAAGAGAUCAACCGCUGGGUUCCAAUCGAUCCCAUACAUCGUGGGAUUGUUCAGCGCUAUGCUGUGGAUAUACUACGCGUUUCUGAAGCCCGACACCACCCUCCUCGUCACCAUCAACUCCGUUGGCUGCUUCGUGCAGUCGGCAUACAUCUGCUUCUACCUUGUCUUCGCGACAAAAGACACUAGGAUUCAAACCGUGAAGCUGCUGCUUUUGUUGAACGUGGUCGGAUUCGGACUGAUUAUGUUCCUAACUCAAUUCUUUGCAAGUGAAUCAAACCGCGCCAGUAUUGUGGGAUGGAUUUGCCUCGUCUUCUCACUCUGCGUGUUCGUCGCGCCUCUAUGCGUCGUGAGGCAAGUGAUAAGAACGAGGAGCGUGGAGUACAUGCCGUUUCUUCUCUCGUUUUUCCUAACCCUAAGCGCGGUUAUGUGGUUCUUCUAUGGGUUGUUACGCAAAGACUACAACAUUGCGAUACCUAAUGUUCUGGGGUUCAGCUUCGGAGUGAUUCAAAUGGUGCUUUAUUUGAUCUACAAGAACGGGAAGAAUGGCGGUGGCGGCGUGCAAGAGAAGCAGGUGUCGGAAGUGAUAGAGAUCAAGAUAGAGGAGCAGAAGAUUAGUGAGUUGAAGGAGCAGAUCAUUGAUGUUGUUAAGCUGGGAGGAAUAGCUUUGGAGAUUAUACCUUUGGUUGCAGAGGAAGGAGGCAUUAUUCUUGGAGGGGAGAAAACCUGCAUCCCAAAAUGAUGGGGAUAAGGGGGAAUCAUUUGCAUGUGUUGAAAUUAGUUUGAUUUGUAAGUGGCAUAAGUGCCACAUUAAUUGCUUUCAUUUUCUAGAGUUUGCAUGGGAUUUGAUUGAUGCAUGUUAAUUAAUUAGUUUGGUUGUGCUUAGGUGUAUGUCAUUUGUUAAGGUCAAGUGUAAUAUAUGCUUCAAUUAAUUAAUCAACUGCUGCUUUAAUUUAUAAUUA